Fusarium venenatum is the source of this 918-nucleotide messenger RNA. RefSeq names its product band 7 family-domain-containing protein. Gene Ontology annotation, cellular component: mitochondrion; membrane. Gene Ontology annotation, biological process: mitochondrion organization. NCBI's taxonomy places the organism in Eukaryota, Fungi, Ascomycota, Sordariomycetes, Hypocreales, Nectriaceae. The record is from RefSeq and is a predicted model, not a curated record.
AUGUCGAACAACAACUGGCAAGAGGAGGCCAUGCGCCGUCUCCGACAGAUGCAGCAAGCUCGUGGUGGUGGUGGAGGAGGCCCUCAGAUGCCCCGAGCAGCCGGUGGUGCCCUUGCUGGUGGUCUUUUGCUCGCCGGUGGUGCUCUGUUUCUGUCGAACUCGCUUUUCAACGUCGAUGGUGGCCAACGAGCCAUCAAGUACCAGAGAUUGACUGGUGUCAGCAAGGAGAUCUAUAACGAAGGAACACACAUCAACAUUCCUUGGUUUGAGACUCCUAUUGUGUACGAUGUCCGAGCAAAGCCACGCAACGUUGCGUCCUUGACCGGCACCAAGGACUUGCAGAUGGUCAAUAUCACCUGCCGUGUGCUUUCACGUCCCCAGAUCGAUGCUCUGCCCCAGAUCUACCGAACACUAGGUACCGACUACGAUGAGCGUGUGCUGCCCUCUAUUGUCAACGAGGUUCUCAAGAGUGUUGUUGCUCAAUUCAAUGCCAGUCAGCUCAUUACACAGCGAGAGAACGUCGCCAGACUGGUGCGAGAGAACCUUGCUCGACGAGCUGCCCGCUUCAACAUUCUUCUUGAUGAUGUCUCUCUAACUCACCUCGCCUUCUCCCCCGAAUUCACUGCCGCUGUUGAGGCUAAGCAGGUUGCCCAACAAGAGGCCCAGCGAGCCGCCUUUGUUGUCGACAAGGCACGACAGGAGAAGCAGGCCAUGGUUGUCAAGGCACAGGGUGAGGCCCGCUCUGCUGAACUGAUUGGUGAGGCCAUCAAGAAGAACAAGGCCUACCUGGAGCUCAAGAAGAUUGAGAACGCUCGACAGAUCGCUGCUCAGCUUCAGGAGGCUGGCUCCAAGAACAGGCUGAUGCUUGAUUCCGAGGGUCUGGGUCUCAAUGUUUUCGACAGAAACGAUAAGAGCUAA